Fimicolochytrium jonesii is the source of this 1630-nucleotide messenger RNA. RefSeq lists its product as uncharacterized. The record is from RefSeq and is a predicted model, not a curated record. NCBI's taxonomy places the organism in Eukaryota, Fungi, Chytridiomycota, Chytridiomycetes, Spizellomycetales, Powellomycetaceae. Bases 1 to 1260 code for a protein of 419 amino acids. The transcript has 9 exons.
AUGUCCGCUCGUAAAGGAAACAAGGACAUGAGGCAACGUGGAAAUGGAACAGCUGUGCGAAUUCUGAGGUGGAAGGCGGGGAUUUACGAGAUUCUCGUGCCUGACCGUGAGCGGAAAAUCUACUUCGAUGUGGACAAAGCCGAGACCCCGCUAAGUGAAAUCAAGAGGGUCAUUCUCGAUAUCGGGCAGAGAAGGGUCCUGGCACAUCAUCCUUACGCGCAAAACCUGGAGGCCAUGGGACCAGUUGUGCGUUUCGUCCAACAAUACAAAGAGCUAGAAUUUGACACCGGCGUCUACAUGAAAAACCGAAACUUCAAGUGCAUUAACCAGGCGAAACCCAAUCAACCCAGGCAAGCUUACAUCGAGGGAGACGCGGAAUGGUCAAAGCACCUAGUAAUGCACGAUUUUGACGAUCAUGCUGUUGAUAUUGGGACGCUCUCUUUUCCCAUGCUCCCGGAACUCGCCACGAAACGGCGGGACGGUUCCCCCGCCACCAAUCCCACCGAUUUCGAUUGGCUCACCGCAGAACCUCUCGACAAACUUGCCAUCUUGCCCUGCGCCAAGCGGGCGGAAGACGGCUUUCUUCGGCACGACGUUAUCUGGCGUGUCAUGCUCUGGUGUCGUGACAUUGGGAUCGACUUUGAGGACUUCUGGGCUUGGGUUCAGCAAAAGGAUUCGAGCGUGACGUACUUCAAGAAGCAACAGGAAGCGUGGCGCGGCUCUGUACAGUUCUUCCCGAACAUCAGGGAGACAAAAGUCACCCUGCGCCUCCGAGACCAAUUCGAACUUUCGGAAGAGCGGAUCACGGAAGGCGUGCACGGCGGGUUCUAUGACUUUAGAGACAUCUCACCACCGAUGUCCGCACCGACUGACCCAAAAGGCGUCAGGCGAUUCUUUCCGCAGGGUAAGGGGACGAGACCAUCGGUCAAGUUUUCCGUUCUCACUAGGCCCAUGGGAAGCGGAAAAACCGAAGCGGUCGUCGCCUUCAUCAAGCGAUACGGCGUCGGCAAGCGCGUCUUGUGGCUAGCUCCGCGGAUCACCCUUAGCGCCAACACGGAGCAGAGGCUAGAGAAGCAGGAGUCUGCGCCGCUUUCGGCGGAAACACUGUUAUACCCUAGUAGCAACGCAAGCAGCAUUUCAAAAUGUAUCACCAAUCAGGCUGACCUCAGCAUCCAAAACCUGAGGAAAUUUCAGCAGAUGUCGCCGGGUUGCCUCGAUCCCAAACCACCUCCUCAGCAGUUGAGCAAAUUGGCAUAUUGAGAAGUAGGUCCCCUUAAAAAAGGGCUGGAGAUCAGCUAUCGAUAAGUAAAUUGGGGGCCUCAGCAUUGGGCUAUGACCGAAUCACUAUGUCUGGAAAUCGUAGUCCUUGCGUGUUUUAUUUGGACAAUAUGGAGACGAUUAACGGACUCGUGCACCGAUUUGAACCUUUUAGGCCCACAAUUUACUGGGAUCGAGUUGAGAACAAAGUGUGAGUUUUUUUUUGCAGAGGUAAGCUAUCUCUAAGCAAAAACUGAGAAAACCCCUCACUUUACUGGCGUUUUGAGCUACAUUCCGCUGUCUCGGCACUUCCCAGUGCCAGGGAUAGAUUCUGGUGGGAACUGUCUCCAUGGAGGCACAGAUCCCUGAUCUU